CCUACAGCCGGACGGUGCCGCGCCGGCAUGGCGGCUCACAGUUGCUCUGCGGACGGUCUCUGCUGCACUCACUCGGGCGUGCGGCAGACUCUGGACGAGAUGGACUUCGAGAGGGGUAUCUGGUCAGCAGCCAUGAAUGGAGACCUGGGCCGAGUGAAGUAUUUAAUCCAGAAGGCAGUGGACCCUAGUAAGCCCGACUUGGCUGGCUACACCGCUCUGCACUAUGCCAGCCGCAAUGGGCACUACGCAGUGUGCCAGUUCCUGCUGGAAAAUGGGGCCAAGUGUGAUGCCCAGACACAUGGGGGUGCCACCGCCCUGCACCGGGCCAGCUACUGUGGGCACACUGAUAUUGCACGGCUUCUGCUCUCACAUGGGUCCAACCCCAGGCUGGUAGAUGACGAUGGCAUGACCAGCCUACAUAAGGCUGCUGAGAAGGGCCACGUGGACAUCUGCUCCCUCCUACUGCAGCACAGCCCAGCCCUGAAGGCUGUCCGGGAUCGGAAGGCACGACUGGCAUGUGACCUGCUGCCCUGCAACAGUGGCCUGCAGGACCUGCUGGCCAGCUGACUCACCACCUUCUGUCUCAGGCUGCCAUGCAAUGAGAUAUAGACUGGGUCUCCAGGCCACAGCUUUGGUCAGCGUCCAUGCUGAAGGGUGGGAAACCAAGGCCCGAAGACCCAGGAAGAGCCCAAUUUUGGCCACUGAAGUGAGGGAGGAGAUUCAGGGGCCGCAAGUGCUUGAGCCUGGACAGAUGGUCCUCUUUUAAAUUAAUUCAUGUGGAAACAUCUACUCAUUUGAAAAAAAUAAAAGUUAUAGCCUUACCUAAUCCCAUGCCCAAAAUUUCAAGUAGAUUAAAGACCUAAAUUGAAAAACAUGAAACUGUAAAUAUUAGAAGAAACCAUGGACAAUAUAACAAAUUGAAAGCUUCUGCUAGCCUAAGAACCUUGGUAAAAGUCACUUUACCUGUCUGUCCCCAUUUCCUUACCUACAAGAUGAGAAUGAUUAUGAUAGGGGCCACCUCAAAAUCACUAUGGGGAUUAGAUGCUUGAGUAUAUGGGGUGCACUGGAGAGAGUUCCUGGCAUGCUGCAAGCAGGAUAUUAGAAUACCCACUUCCUCAAAACCUGAUCGGCAUGUUUUUUACCAUAAUUUUGUUCAUUUUAAUACUCUGAUAUAUUUAAAAGUGCUCUUCCUUUUUUUAGUUUGAAUUGCUGCUUAUGAGGUUGACACCUGUCUUUUGUGAGCUUUCUGUCCAUAUCCUUUGCCCAU
This is a messenger RNA of Pteronotus mesoamericanus, 1267 nucleotides long. RefSeq names its product ankyrin repeat domain 39 (gene ANKRD39). The record is from RefSeq and is a predicted model, not a curated record. Lineage: Eukaryota; Metazoa; Chordata; Mammalia; Chiroptera; Mormoopidae. The transcript has 4 exons. The coding region runs from base 28 to 567 and encodes 179 amino acids. Gene Ontology annotation, molecular function: protein binding.